Molecule: messenger RNA, 457 nt
Organism: Tupaia belangeri chinensis (Chinese tree shrew)
Lineage: Eukaryota; Metazoa; Chordata; Mammalia; Scandentia; Tupaiidae
Gene: KGD4
Product: alpha-ketoglutarate dehydrogenase subunit 4
Exons: 4
Coding region: 89-457 (122 amino acids)
Biological process (GO): 2-oxoglutarate metabolic process
Cellular component (GO): oxoglutarate dehydrogenase complex
Molecular function (GO): oxoglutarate dehydrogenase (succinyl-transferring) activity
Source: RefSeq, a predicted model, not a curated record
UCAGGGGCAAGUCCCGCCCCCAACGCCCACUCCUUGAGUUACAGCUGCGUCUGGCUUGCGCCCCGGAAGCUGCCCCUUCUCUGGGGUCAUGAUGGGCAGCAAGAUGGCGUCUGCCAGCAGGGUCGUGCAGGUAGUGAAGCCACAUACACCAUUAAUAAGGUUUCCUGACAGAAGAGAUAAUCCUAAACCCAAUGUAUCAGAAGCUUUGAGGUCAGCAGGGCUGCCAUCCCAUUCUUCUGCAGUUUCACAGCAUUCUAAGGGAAGUAAAUCACCAGAUUUGCUGAUGUAUCAGGGUCCACCAGACACGGCAGAAAUAAUAAAAACUUUACCUCAGAAAUACAGAAGGAAACUGGUGUCUCAAGAAGAAAUGGAAUUUAUCCAAGCAUGGAAAGAAUUUACCAGGCAGAAUUGCAAUUUUAGGGACAUAAUUUUUCUAAAAUUGAAUGAGGAUCAGUGA